Molecule: messenger RNA, 2220 nt
Organism: Pantherophis guttatus
Lineage: Eukaryota; Metazoa; Chordata; Lepidosauria; Squamata; Colubridae
Source: RefSeq, a predicted model, not a curated record
AUGUGUGGAAUUUGCUGUGUGAUCAGCUUAUCUGCUUAUGCCCCUGGAAGUAGUAUCUUGAAAGAAGAUAUCCUAAAUAAUCUUAAAAGAAGGGGGCCUGAUAGGAGCCAACAACUGGAAAAGACUGUUCUUCAUCUUCCAUAUUGGUGCUUAUUUUCUGGCCAUGUACUUCAUUUAAGGGGACCAAUGACUCCACAGCCAUUGGAAGACUCUGGUAAUGUAUUCCUUUGGAAUGGAGAAAUCUUCAGUGGAAUUUCUGUGGAAAGGGAAGAGAAUGACACUCAAGUUAUUUUUCGCCGACUCUGCUCUUGCAAUAGUGACUCUGAUUUUUUGACAGCGCUGUCCUCCAUUCAAGGUCCAUGGUCUUUUAUUUUUUAUCAGGCAUCCAGGCAUUGCUUAUGGUUUGGCAGGGACUACUUUGGCCGUCGAAGUCUGCUGUGGCAGUUUAAUAAAGAGAGUGAUGCUGUUGUUGUACUGAGUUCUGUUAGUUCUGCCUCUCAUAAUCCGUGGCUGGAAGUUCCAGCAUCAGGGAUUUUUCAGAUGAAUCUGCAGGAUUGUAUUGCUCAUAAAUCUAUUACUUUAAUGUUACAUCCUUGGAGAUUUCUUCCCAGACAAAAUGUAGCUGGAGAAGUAAUCCCUGGAGAUUUAAGCGUGGUUUCUAAAUCUUUACCUGCUUACGUGUCUCUUGUGAUGAAUACAUCCACUUCUUUGAUAGCUCCUAUCAUUCCUUUAAAUAAGGAAAUUUCUGACAUGACAGUAGAAUCCCAAUUAUUUAGUUUUCCCUCGACUGUAGCUGAUGUGGAAGUUCUUCAAAAAUUUCUUGCAGAACAUCACAGGAAGGAAAGAGUCCAUCAGUUUAUUGAUGUAUUGAGUAGAGCUGUAAAGAAACGGGUUAUAUGCCUAAUGAGAAAUGGUGAUCCAAUCAGAGGAGAAAUAUCAGAAAAAGAUCUGAAGAAAUCCUAUAUUGCCAUACUUUUUUCUGGUGGCCUUGAUUCCAUGAUUAUAGCUGCCCUUGCUGACAGGUAUGUCCCAUUGGAGGAACCAAUUGAUCUUCUCAAUGUGGCCUUCGAGGUUACAAGCCAAGGUAACCAAAACAGUUCCAUUAAGAAAUGCAGCAAAAAGAAGAAACAAUUUCCCCCUUGUCAGGAAUGUUUAAAUGUCAAGAAUACUGCGACCAGUGACUCUUCUCCUUCUUUUAAUGCUCCUGAUAGAAUGACUGGCAAGGCAGGAUUGGAAGAAUUAAAGAUAAUUAAUCCUUCAAGAACUUGGAAUUUUGUGGAAAUCAAUGUUACACUCGAGGAUUUAAAAGCAAUGAGAGUGAAACAUAUAAGACAUUUAAUUUAUCCACUGGAUACUGUUUUGGAUGACAGUAUAGGUUGUGCUGUGUGGUUUGCUUCCAGAGGAGAGGGUCUGCUUACCAAUCAGGGAGCUGUUCGACCAUAUAAAAGUCCUGCAAAGAUUGUCAUUACAGGAAUUGGAGCAGAUGAACAACUUGCAGGGUAUUCCAGACACCGUGUUUGCUUCAAAAAAAGUGGUUUUGAGGGUUUGACUGAAGAAUUAAGAAUGGAACUAAGUCGUAUUUCUUCUAGGAAUCUGGGUCGAGAUGAUAGAGUUAUUGGAGAUCACGGCAAAGAAGCUAGAUUUCCCUUUCUUGAUGAAGAGGUUGUGUCAUUUCUUAACUCGCUUCCAGUAUGGGAAAAAGCAAACUUGGCUCUACCUCGUGGGAUCGGAGAAAAAUUGCUCUUGCGUCUAGUAGCUGCUGAGCUUGGUUUGACGGCCUCUGCGGUUUUGCCAAAACGGGCCAUGCAAUUUGGUUCUCGAAUUGCAAAAAUGGAAAAUACCAGUGAAAAGGCGUCAGACAAAUGUACAAGACUUCAGACAGCUUCAAGAGAAUAAUAAUAUACAUACAUACAUACAUACAUACAUACAUACAUACAUACAUACAUACAUACAUAUUCCACAGCUACUCUUUCAAGAGACAUAAUUUUUUACUAAGCAAACUUCAAAGACCUUGGAUACAGUUACACUAGGAUCAGGAUUCUGCACAUUUAAUUGGAAAUAAGCACCAGAGGCUUUCUAUUAUUUCUUAAAAUUUUAUACAUAGGAGCAGGGGCUUCCCAUUGAGGUAAGAAUUACAGAAAUAAUAACUUUAAAAAUAUUGUAGUUUUAUCAUAACUAUUUGGAUUACCUGCAAUAAAUUUUAUAUGUUUUUGUCACAGA